Molecule: messenger RNA, 1682 nt
Organism: Malania oleifera
Lineage: Eukaryota; Viridiplantae; Streptophyta; Magnoliopsida; Santalales; Ximeniaceae
Product: protein FEZ-like
Exons: 3
Coding region: 306-1511 (401 amino acids)
Biological process (GO): regulation of DNA-templated transcription
Molecular function (GO): DNA binding
Source: RefSeq, a predicted model, not a curated record
GCUACAGUUCUCAUUUCACCAGUUCAUGCUAUAUAUCCAACAGCUGCACAGCUUGGGCUAUUCCACUGUUGCAUUCUCUAGUGUUUAUGAACUUUUCACUGUUGCUUUUAGGGGUUGGUUUUGUUCUCCACAAACUUCUCCUUUCAGAAGAAAACCAGCCACCUGUGGCCUUCUGAUUUUUAAGGAACAAAUACACAUGCCCUUUUAAGUUCAGAGAGAGAGAGAGAUAGAGAGAUUCUUUCCAAUCCGCCUCUUCAUUUCUCUUCAAGUUUUGGUUGCAGGAGGUUUAUAACUGGUGAGACAAUAUGGAUGAGAAGACUGAUGUUGAUUACACUGAUGUACUGUUGCCAGGUUUUCGGUUUCAUCCGACAGAUGAGGAGCUUGUGGGGUUCUACCUGAGGAGGAAGGUUCAGCAACGGCCUCUCCUUAUUGAGCUGAUUAAGCAAGUUGAUAUCUAUAAAUAUGAUCCCUGGGAUCUUCCAAAAGAGCUGGCGACUACGGGGGAAAAAGAGUGGUAUUUCUACUGCCAGAGGGACCGAAAAUACAGAAACAGUGCACGGCCAAACCGAGUCACAAGAGCUGGGUUUUGGAAGGCCACUGGUACUGACAGACCUAUCUACUCCUCUGAAGGUGCUAAGUGCAUCGGCCUGAAGAAGUCCCUUGUGUUCUACAGAGGCAGGGCUGCCAAAGGGAUCAAAACUGAUUGGAUGAUGCAUGAGUUCCGACUUCCCUCUCCAUCAGACACAGUACCACCGAAGAAGCUCUUUGAUAAAAACCUUCCAGCAAAUGAUUCGUGGGCAAUUUGUAGAAUAUUCAAAAAAACCACCCCUGUGGCACAGAGAGCUCUUUCUCACUCUUGGGUGUCUCCAUCAACUUCAACCAUGGAAUGUGAUAUCUUCUCUCAGGAUGCACUCUCUACCCAGUUCAGUCCAGAGAACAUAUCCUGCACAACUGAUCAGUACAGAUCACCUAUCCAGCUAGGCUGCAGUAAUGACUUACAACAGGCCUCCUCUGCUCUGGACUUUUCCUCCUACAGACCCAUUAAUCCAACAGCAAGCAGCAAGCCAUCCCAACUUUCUAUCAGUCCAAAUGAGGACCUUCCCAGCAACAGCUUUGUGUUUUCACCACUCGAAAUGUCAGGACCUGCCAAGUGCUCGGUCGACUUUGCUUCCAUGCUUCUGAAUGUAUCUCCUGCGUUCGCUGGGGAGACCAGUAAUAAGCCCUCUGAGAGCAUCGACUCCGAAGGGCCACAACAGCAGUUCAGUGGCUUCUCAAUCAGUUUACCACAGGAGAUGCAAAGAGGCAUAGAAAAUGAUCAAGCGCCGAGGCAAUAUGCAAGCGUAAACCCUACCAGUGGCCACUGGGGAAGUGUCCAGUCAAUUGGAUUACACUUUGGUUUGCCUUCAAAUAUAUCUGAUGCAUGGAGACCUAAUCUGCCAUGGGAUUCUAAUUCUCCACCCUGUCCCAGCGAGAUGUUCACUAGUUAUUCCACAAACAAAGGAUAUACUUGAUCAUGGGAAUGAGAUGAAGGGAAGGUAGUUUCUUUGUAGCUAUAGCUAACUAGUUAGAGCUCCCGUCAGAAACAUAUUAUGUUUCACUGUCUCAUUGUUACAGUUUUCCUGUCCACAUGCAUUACAGUCUGAUACCUUCUUUGAUUAUUUAAUAAUUUCAUUUGUUUUCUG